UCCGUCUGAGUAAUUCAUUAUCAAGCAAAUCAAAUUCCAUCUCUCAAAACCUUCAUUCGAUUUCCAAGUGUUUUUGCUCCAGUUUCCAACAAGAAGAAAAUGGCUGACAACUCCCAGAAGAUCAGCUACAACGCUGGAGUGGCCAAGGGCCAAGCUCAGGAGAAGACCAGUACAAUGAUGGACAAGGCCGGCAAUGUCGCCCAGUCUGCCAAGGAAUCAGUGCAGAGUGCUGGCCAGACUGUGCAGGCCUCGGCACAGGGUGCUGUCGAGGCAGUCAAGAACGCCACCGGCAUGAACAAAUGAAGCAGGAACUACGGAGCCUCUUCUUAGACAGCUUUGUUAGUGGUUUAAGUGUUUUUAAUUUCUUGUUUGUUUGCAACAAAGGGAGCUUUAGCCCCUCGUCGUCGCAGUUGCAGGGAUCGAUGUUGUCGAGCUCUCAUUUGGGUGUGUGCUUACUUAGUGCACACAUGGUUUAUUUGUUUAGUUUUCUUUGCUUUUUUCUUCUGUUAAUGUUUGUCUCUCCUUUGAACAAGGAAGAGGGGCUCCGCUUGUUGUAGUUCUCGCCUAAUUAAUUCAUGAACUGUUUAAUUA
Pyrus x bretschneideri (Chinese white pear) is the source of this 591-nucleotide messenger RNA. Its product is annotated as late embryogenesis abundant protein 2. NCBI's taxonomy places the organism in Eukaryota, Viridiplantae, Streptophyta, Magnoliopsida, Rosales, Rosaceae. The record is from RefSeq and is a predicted model, not a curated record. The transcript is spliced from 2 exons. The coding region runs from base 100 to 303 and encodes 67 amino acids.